CAUUAUUAAUACAUGAGCCUCUCUAGCGCGGUGCAAUGGUGGGAAGAGUGGCAGCUGCGCGUCCUUGUCUUAGGCAGCCUCGCCAUCCAGUUGUACCUCGCAGUACUUGCCCCCGCUCGCAAGUGGCCAGACCUCCGUUCCUUGUUCAGAUUUCUUAUCUGGCUGGCGUAUCUUGGUGGCGAUGCUCUUGCGAUAUACGCCCUAGCCACACUCUUCAACCGUCAGAAAGAGCUACAAUGCUAUUCUUCUUCUGCGGACGCUGGUAGCCACGAUCUCGAGGUGUUAUGGGCCCCUAUAUUGCUGAUACAUUUGGGUGGACGGCUGUCCAUAUCGGCCUACAACAUUGAAGAUAAUGAGCUCUGGCUGCGGCACCUUGGGGUCGCAAUCUCUCAGGUCGCGGUAACUCUCUACGUGUUUAGCAAGUCGUGGUCGCCCGCAGCUGACAAGAGGUUAUUAGCUGCAGCAAUUCUGCUUUUCAUCCUUGGGGUUUUCAGAUGCUUUGAGAAGCCCUUUGCUCUUAGGAGGGCUAGCUUUAAUAGUUUAGUCACCUCUUUCCAUGCGGUCCCGAUGACUAAGAGUACCAAAAGAGAAGUUGUCCUUGAAAAGUACAUACAACAAGCAGCUGAUUUUGUCCAGCGCAACCAAGAUCCUCCAACAUUGGACAAGGCUAGAAAACAGAAACACUUGAACGGGAUCUCUAUGCCUGACAUGAUGUUUGUGGACUUUGCGAAUGCCUAUGAUUCCCGUCUUGAGAAGCUGGAAUUCUUGUGGUCGCUGGAUUUCGAAACAGCUUUUGACGCGCUACGCCUAGGGCUCUCCCGCACAUUCAAUCUUAUUUAUACAAAGCUUUGGCAAUUUCAUGAUGAAAACAGAGAAAUAGAUGAUUGGGCUAACUUCUUUUCGAUCCUUUUGUGGAUUAGUACCUUGAUAUUUCCAAUUGCGCCCAUAGUCCUCUUCCACAUCAGCCAUAAAGAAGGUUACAAGGGAAGCGACGUCAAGGUUACAUAUUUGUUGUUGUACAUCACAUACUUUUCAGAGAUUCUCUCCUCGCCUGGAAGAUUAUUUUAUCGUAGGUUGACAGGCGGUCUUUAUGCCUGGUUAUUUGGUUCCUCGGGAGCUAUGGUUGCCCAACAUAGCCUUAUAGAAGGAGUCUUGGCUGGUAAUAAGAAAGUGUUCUCAAUUCUAUUGUGCAUUGGAAAACGCUUCCCAAGCUUCCAGGAUUUUCUUCACCACUAUAUCUUCGGGUGGCACUCACCCGCUGGCGAGAGCAUUACAAGCUUGGUUCAUUGUCAUAUCAAAGAUGGAUGGAUGUUUCAUAUAAGGGAUGUUGAGAGUUAUUGGGAGUUCAAUGAUUCCAGGGGCCACCAGACGCUUGAGCAUAAUGGAUGUGAAGAGAACCUUGGAUGGAGUAUAGAGAAGCCAUUUGAUGAGAGCAUCUUGCUCUGGCAUGUGGCCACAGAUUUUUACUUCUAUCGUAGGGCCAAGGGCAGGUCUAUUGAUUCUAUAAAUGCUUCCGUGUUGCCUAGAGAGAUCUCCAACUACAUGAUGUAUCUGUUGUCUACUAAACCUGAGAUGUUGUUGCCUGGAAGUAGAGCCACUCUGUUCAAAACUGCCUACAACGAACUCAAUGAAAUCCUUCAAGGUGACGGUGGUGCAUCAACCUCCAACGAGAAACAACUUGUGGAAAAGAUAAUAAGUAAGGCAGAUAAUUUAGAUGAAGAGGGUUUUCUUCGUGACGCUUGGCUGCUUGCUCAAGCUCUGAUGCAAUUAGGUGAUGAUGACAAGAUGUGGAAAGUAAUCAGAGGUGUAUGGGUUGAGAUGCUCCGCUUUUCUGCAGGUAGAUGCAGGGGUUACCUGCACGCCAAGAGCCUCUGCGACGGCGGGGAGUACCUUUCCUUUGUCUCUCUCCUGAUGUCGCACGCGGGAUUGGAGAUCUUCCCGGACAAGCAGCAGAGGGUUAAGCUUCGACUUCCGAAAGAGCUGAGGGUGUGCAUCGCAAAGCAGAUGAUUGAAGAAGCUGCAGGUAACCAACCUGCUGCCAUGGUUCGUGUGUUUGGAGAAGAAAAUGCUGCUGCCACUCAGCCAUCAGCUUCCCAUGAGAUUGUUAUUGUUGACGUAUAAGUGAAUUGUUCCGUCUAUUCUCAUGAACUAGUAUCAAGGUCUCGAGUGGUUGUGUCUGUUGCCGCCAAAUUUGAACAGAUCUUUGCUUAGCCUUUUUUCGUCUUGUUGUACUAUUCAAUAAAGGCUUAUUAUGUGAUGUCUGUGUGGGCCGAUGGUGGCGUAUAUGUAUGUAAUGUAAAUGUUUUUGUAACCUUGUUUG
Messenger RNA from Panicum hallii, 2320 nucleotides. RefSeq lists its product as uncharacterized. The coding region runs from base 13 to 2121 and encodes 702 amino acids. Lineage: Eukaryota; Viridiplantae; Streptophyta; Magnoliopsida; Poales; Poaceae. The record is from RefSeq and is a predicted model, not a curated record. The transcript is spliced from 2 exons.